AUGCGCCGCCCUGCCCCGUUCCCAUAUCCCUCCCCCCCGAUCUCACCACACGAUGGAGAUACCGAAGGCGGUAUCCGAGCAACGUUUGCGACACCGCCCGAACAGCCUCCAAGUCUCUCAGCUGUCGCUGAGAAGAGGCUGGGGAUAACCCUGGAGGGUAAUUUGCGGCUGAAUCAGAUACUCGGGACCGGAGCCUAUGGCGUCGUCUACUUGGCUGUGGACGCCGAGACAGGAGACUGUUAUGCCGCAAAGUGCCUCGAAAAGUUCAGCGCGGACGGGACGCCUCUAGGCCUCAGGGCCAUCGCCCACCAGAGAGAGGAGAUUCGGCUACACUCUUUAGCGUCCGCUCAUCCGAACGUGGCAUCGUUACACAAGGUCUUGGAUUACCCUGACUGCACCUAUGUCAUCCUGGACUAUUAUCCUGAGGGUGACCUGUUCCGUAAUAUCACCGAGCUCAGGCGGUAUGUUGGCAACGACGAGCUAUGCAAGAAGGUGUUUGUCCAACUUUUAGACGCGGUGGAGUAUUGCCAUGGGCUAGGGAUUUACCACCACCGGGAUCUCAAGCCCGAGAACAUUCUGGUGUCAGAUGAUGGCGAUACUCUAAAACUAGCUGACUUUGGCCUUGCAACUUGUGACAGCGAAUCCAAUGAGUAUGGCUGCGGCUCCAUGACAUAUAUGAGCCCAGAAUGCCUGGUCACUUGUCCUUCUGGCUGUGACCCGUAUUACAAGUGCGGACCGCAUGAUGUCUGGUCGCUUGGUAUCGUUCUCAUCAAUCUGACCUGCGGCCGGAACCCGUGGAAGGAGGCUUUGCCGAAAGACCGGGCUUACCGCAAGUUUACCCAACGCCGGGGCUUUCUCAAGACGAUCCUUCCCUUGACAGACGAGUUCAACGAUAUUCUGUCUGACAUCUUCAACCCGGAUCCAGAACUCAGAAUUACGAUUCCAAAGCUCCGGGCCAGGAUUAUGGAGUGUCCCAGGUUCACGGUGCCCGCCGCAGAAAUUGCGUCUCUGCCCUAA
Messenger RNA from Purpureocillium lilacinum, 1017 nucleotides. RefSeq lists its product as uncharacterized. Lineage: Eukaryota; Fungi; Ascomycota; Sordariomycetes; Hypocreales; Ophiocordycipitaceae. Gene Ontology annotation, biological process: protein phosphorylation; signal transduction. Gene Ontology annotation, molecular function: ATP binding; protein serine/threonine kinase activity. The record is from RefSeq and is a predicted model, not a curated record.